UUUCCACAAUGUUUCGAUAGCCGGCCGGCGGCGCGGUGAGUUUACUUCGGGUCAGUUAACGCUAGGUGGGCGUCUGCGACGGUACACUUUACUAAGUUUCGUUUCAGACAGUUAUGACUAUCGACCUGUACUACACACCGGGGUCGGCUCCGUGCCGCGCCGUGCUACUGGUGGUGGCCGCUCUCAACAUCGACGUCAACCACAAUCUGGUUGACCUCAGAGCUGGGGAUCAAUUGAAGCCGGACUUCUUAAAGUUAAAUCCUCAACACACUGUACCAACGAUUGUAGACGAUGGUUUCUCUCUGUGGGAGUCGCGCGCCAUCGGCCGUUACCUGGCAAACCAAUAUGGCGGCGACAGCUCGCUGUAUCCUAAAGACCCUAAAGCCAGGGCAGUAGUGGACCAGAGACUUGACUUCGAUUUGGGGUCACUAUACCCGAAAUUCGCUCAGUAUUUCUAUCCUCAAGUCUUCGGUGGUCAGCCCGCUAACGAGGAGCAUCUGAAGCAACUCCAGGGCAGUCUGAACUUCUUCAAUACGUUCCUGGAGGGGAGCAAGUUCGCGGCGGGCGAGGAGCUGACCUUGGCCGACCUCAGCCUGGUGGCCACCGUCUCUACCAUCGACUUAGCCGGCAUCAGCAUUGCGGAUUACCCUAAUGUUGUUAGAUGGUUCGAACUAGUGAAGAAAACUGCGCCUAACUACGAAGAAGCCAACGGCAAAGGUCUGAAGAUAUUCAAAGCUAUGAUAGACAGCCUCAAGCCUAAAACUGAACUUUAAUUAUCCUUUGUACUUAUGAUGUAAGAAUGUAUACUCUAUUUUUUUAAUAAAAUAACAUACAAUUUAA
This is a messenger RNA of Papilio polytes (common Mormon), 840 nucleotides long. Its product is annotated as glutathione S-transferase 1, isoform D-like. The coding region runs from base 114 to 773 and encodes 219 amino acids. Lineage: Eukaryota; Metazoa; Arthropoda; Insecta; Lepidoptera; Papilionidae. Gene Ontology annotation, biological process: glutathione metabolic process. Gene Ontology annotation, molecular function: glutathione transferase activity. The transcript is spliced from 5 exons. The record is from RefSeq and is a predicted model, not a curated record.